This is a messenger RNA of Brienomyrus brachyistius, 1553 nucleotides long. It is a transcript of the gene ucn3l, whose product is annotated as urocortin 3, like. Gene Ontology annotation, biological process: hormone-mediated signaling pathway; digestion; adenylate cyclase-activating G protein-coupled receptor signaling pathway. The transcript is spliced from 2 exons. Bases 376 to 822 code for a protein of 148 amino acids. Gene Ontology annotation, molecular function: corticotropin-releasing hormone receptor 2 binding; hormone activity. Gene Ontology annotation, cellular component: extracellular region. The record is from RefSeq and is a predicted model, not a curated record. Lineage: Eukaryota; Metazoa; Chordata; Actinopteri; Osteoglossiformes; Mormyridae.
GCUGCCUGCGGUGCUUCGUCUCGGGGUCUCCCGCCGCUCAGCUACGCGGAGGGGGAGGCAAGACAUCGGCAGCGGCUUUGCGAUGCUGCGCGAUUCUGGAUGCGAUCCGAUGGUUUUAAAAGCGUGUCAGGCGCGUGACGCCGGUGCACGUCGCGUUUCAUUGAGUCACCGAACUGCAUCGUGUGGAAUUACGAUUCAUUCGCGUAAUCGGAGAGGUUAUAUAGUACGGGGGUGAAGACGGACAAACAAACUAUAGAGUAAGUUCUUCAAACAAAAGGUAUAAAGCAAACUUUUAUAUUCUUUUUCUCCUUUUAUCUUUACUCUGGGCUGCAUCACAAGUGGCAUCAUCUACGUAAACUCCAACAACCGGAUAUCAUGCUGCUGCACCUGAAAGCGCUGGUGAUGCUCGCCGUCCUGUGUGCCCCCACCUACGGCCUCUGCUUCAGGCUCUACGACAGCGACUCCAGCCUCCUGUGCGACAACGACGUCCUUUCGGGGACUAAAAAGGGCGACCUGUCCCGGGACUCGCUGCCGGACGCUCGGGGCUUUCUCUACCUGCCCGGGUACUGGCCGCCUUCUGCCGAGAGUCGGGAGAAAAGGACGUUUCCUGCUUCUAGCUACAGGUACCUGAGCCAGACGCAGCUGAGGGGUAAGAUGUACCAGAACAGCGCCAAGAGCGACCGACAAGCCAAGUUCACUCUCUCCCUGGACGUGCCGACCAACAUCAUGAACAUCCUUUUCAACAUCGCCAAAGCCAAGAGCCUCCGCGCCAAGGCGGCAGACAACGCGCGUCUCAUGGCACAAAUCGGGAAAAGAAAGUGAAGUCCCAGCCCCACCGGCGGUGUGUAUCUAUCCGUUUUGUUAUGCUGAGUCCAUGUGCUCAGAACAUAUCCUCAAUACGUGUUAAGUGUCUAUUUUCCGGACAUAAUAUGAGUCUGGUGAUAAAAAAAGAAAGAAACCCGCAGGACUACUGAAGCAUAAGGAUUACUGUACCUGCUAUAUGUGCAAAUAAUGAAUGCGUUGCCAUUUAUAAUGUAUAAAUACGUACCACUUCAAAUCAGCAGAUACCCCGUGUCCUGUGGAUUUUAUUUACAGCUUUAACAAUCUGAUUUAUACCGGUCUGUUUUCCCUCUGGAUGUAAACAGCACGUUAUUUUAAUGGUCAAGGAGGCUUAGAAGCUUAAAUCCAAUAAACCCCUUAAAUUUCACAGUGCUUACGCCAAUGACGAUCGGUUGACUUAAUGUUUGUGAAGAUGCUUAAUUGCUGAAAAGACAUCUGAACAUUAAAAAUGCCACACUGUUUAAUGCUGUCUAAAAUGCAUUUAUUCACUUUGUGAUCAUGAUACUGUUGAUGACGCAUUACGUGUGUAUAUUAACUCAGUUUUAAAACUUUGUAAAAAUCGAUUUUGGUGGCUGUUUAAUAAACUAUAAACGCACAGCAGACAAAUAAAUCCAUAUACUUGCUUAUGUAUCAUAUAUGGCACUAGAUAAUGUUCUGCCUUCAGAUUCUGACAUUUAUUUUUGUACUGAAAGGGACUGUGUUUCUCUAAUAAA